UCAACAAAUCAACCACUGUAUAGAAACUGAAAAACCAGGAUUGUUUAGCAAUACUUCAAUACAUAUCAAAUAAAUGUUUAGACUUCUUCUUCCUAUCAAUUGUUGAUCCUGAUUCAGUCAGAGAGAACAUAGUGAGCAGUCACACAUACUUGUUACGAUGAAAGUACUCUGCGGAUAGAGAAGCAAGGAGAAAACUUGAAGAAUUAAAAUGAAGUUUUAUUAGCCUUUGCCCAAAUGCCAUGCUGGGUUGUUGUGUAUGACAUAUGGAAGUUAAGUUAUCAAACUUUUGUAUUUCAAUUACACGGCUACGGAUUACCAACAUAAGAGUUAUGCUUUUUUCGUGUUCUACCGUAUCUGUAAUCUGUGCUGCAAGAAACAAAUAUGGCAGACGAUGCUGGGAAUUGCAUGCUAAUAGAAGAUAAUAUGACAGAUAUGUAUAAUGACAUUAAAAGCAAACUGCCUAAGAUCUUGUGCCUUCAUGGAUAUCGUCAGAAUGGAGAUGUUUUCAAGCAUAAACUUGGGGCAUUGAGGAAAGCUUUGAAGAAACAUGCAAAACUUUUUUUUGUGACAGCUCCUAAUAAACUUCCAUCAGCUGAAGACUCCUCACUCUGCAGUGAGGAUGUCCAAAAAAGUGCUUUUGGAACAGACAUGAUGUUUGAUUCUAAGAAACAAUCUGAUGUUUGUUUGGGUUUUGAGAACAGUUUAGCCCUCAUUGAAGAAACAUUUGAAAAACAGGGGCCAUUUGAUGGCUUGCUUGGAUUCUCCCAAGGAGCAGCAUUUGUGGGAAUAUUGUGUGGAAUGCAAGAAACAAAUUGGUUGAAAUAUGAAUUCAACUUUGCAAUAAUGGUCGCUGGGUUCAAAUCACUGUGCCAUCCUCAUCUUAAUUAUUACUUCAAGCAAUCAUCAGUACCAUCACUACAUGUGUAUGGAACAAAUGACAAAGUCAUCAGUAGAGAAAUGAGCGAGUUGCUGAUGGAGCAUUUUGUUCACACAGAGAUUAUUGAACAUCCAGGUGGGCAUUUUGUGCCUGCUUCUGGCCCGCAGAGACAAGGCUAUAUAAGUUUCCUAGAGGAAAGAAAAUGUGAGGUGGAAAGUGAGGAGAAGAGGAAGAGACUGACAGUCAAGGCAGAGCCUUGGCCUGACCUGUGGGGACUUGAGUCAGAAUCAGGCAAGGCCCUGGGAACUGCCAUGGCGCCCCCCCUCCUCCUGUUGGUUCCCAGGCCCUUGCCUGAUUCUGACUCCAUUCCCCACUGGUCAGGCCAAGGAUCUGCUUUGGCUGUCAAGUCUCCAGUAACUCAGACCAUUUCCAUACACGCAGCUUACUCAUCACCUCGAUGA
Messenger RNA from Zootermopsis nevadensis, 1338 nucleotides. The record is from RefSeq and is a predicted model, not a curated record. Lineage: Eukaryota; Metazoa; Arthropoda; Insecta; Blattodea; Termopsidae.